AUGCCAUCUGCCUGUUGCUUCUUCGAGUGCUCCGCGUUCGUGAAGGCGGAACCGAGUGGCUCCGUGACAGCCGGACUCGAUGGAUGUCCAAGGGAGCGGCGUAUUCGAUUCCGCGCGGAGGAGUCGGCAGGCUGGUCGGUGAAGUCGGGCCAGAACCGAUUGGGGAAGGUCCAGCCGUUGAGCGAGGAGGAGCAGCAAGCCAUUCUGAAAGUCGUGCAGCGGGCCGAAACUUUGGAGAAAGCCGAGCAACAGCGAAUCGGGCAAGUUCCCCUUCCGUUUCUUUCCUCGUUUCUCGCAACCCCGAGCGAAUGCAAGCCCAAGAAGAUGGAGAGAAAGAGGGAGAGAGAGGUCAUUAGAAAGUAG
Molecule: messenger RNA, 363 nt
Organism: Darwinula stevensoni
Lineage: Eukaryota; Metazoa; Arthropoda; Ostracoda; Podocopida; Darwinulidae
Source: the annotation of a GenBank genome assembly